Molecule: messenger RNA, 4149 nt
Organism: Fusarium pseudograminearum CS3096
Lineage: Eukaryota; Fungi; Ascomycota; Sordariomycetes; Hypocreales; Nectriaceae
Exons: 2
Coding region: 1-4149 (1382 amino acids)
Biological process (GO): transmembrane transport
Cellular component (GO): membrane
Molecular function (GO): ATP hydrolysis activity; ABC-type transporter activity; ATP binding
Source: RefSeq, a predicted model, not a curated record
AUGGCGACCAACGAUGGGAAGAGCUUCCCUCCGAGGAAAUGGUACAGGAGAGUACCGCUUCUAUCGACAACGCCAAUUGAGCAGCGCCUCACUGCACCAAAAUCAUCCCCUUCACCUGCAAAUGUCGAGGAUCAGAACAAUGGACAUCAUGAAAAGCUUCCUCUACCUGAGGCAAACGCCAAUUGGCUGUCCGUCUUGACAUUCGACUGGCUAGGUCGUCUUUUGCGAACAGGUUAUACAAGACCUCUUCAAAUCGACGAUUUGUAUGACAUGCCCAGUCACAGAUUGGUAGAAGACCAUUCAAAUCGACUUGAAGAGGCUUGGGCUGCAAGACUCGCUACCAAUCGCGGUAGAAAGCCAGUCAACUCCAAGAACCCACUAUCAUGGCGGCCAUUCUGGGCACGACACACAACUGACACAACUGUCUUGACAUUGGCCCUCAACGACGUCUGCUUCAAAUGGUUCUGGAUAGGCGGUAUUCUCAAACUAGCCGGUGAUCUAUCCCAAAUCAUCUCACCCCUUCUCAUCCGUUUCCUCAUCGGCACUCUAUCCGACUCCUCCCAGCAAGGUCUUCGCUCAGGUUUCGGCUAUGCAGUCGGCCUGUUCCUUCUUCUCGUCUUCUCAGUCACUUCCAAUGUCCACGGCUUCUAUCGCUCUUACACAACCGGAAUCUUGCUUCGCGGCGCUUUGAUGCAUGUCAUCUAUCGCAGAGCAACGACACAACUGAGUGAACGUGCCAAGCUCAAACAUGGUCUUGGAACAGGCAAGCUCAUGAGUCUCAUCAGCGCUGAUGUUACUCGCGUGGACUUUUGCUGUGGAUACUUCCAUGUUGCGUGGACAAGUAUCUUCCAGAUGCUGCUUUGCUUCGCUCUGACUGUUUGGACGAUGGGAUACAGCGCCUUGCCAGGCUUUGGUUUACUCGCCUUGCUGUAUCCACUUCAGUCGUUCAUGAUGCGUCGGCUUCUCCUUCUUCGAAGAGGUAGUAUGCCUUUUACUGAUGCACGCGUCAAAGCGGUUGUUGAGGCUGUAUCUGCGAUUCGUCUCGUCAAGACAAACGCUUACGAAGAGAGCUUGCUUUCCAAGAUUGGAAAAUUGCGAGCAGACGAAGUUGUCUAUAUUCGCAAGCGAAUGCUUCUGAGGGCUCUCAACACUGCGAUUUCUUACACGGCUCCUACGUUGGCUUCCGUCGUCAGCAUUGUCUGUUAUGGAGCCACGUCCAAGAAUGGCAUGGAUGCUGGAGUUGUGUUCUCCGGACUUGCAUAUUUUAUGCUUCUGAGAACACCACUCAUGGCAUUGCCUACUGCUCUUUCAGCAGUUGCUGACGCUAGAGCUGCAUUGGAACGGUUGGCUAUGUUCAUGUUGGCUUCUGACGUCGUCGCCGAUAAUCAAAAGUCGGAUCUACAGUCUGAUUUGGGUUACUCUUCUGAAAACUCUGAGUCAGAUGCUGUGAUUCGAGUUGAAGACGCUACCUUUGCUUAUCACGAUGAUGAACAGCUCUUGGCCGCGGAUGAGAAGAGGGAGCCAGAGACAUCAACCGUAAGUCAGCGAUUAUGGCUAGACUCAUUCUUGGUUAAGCGCAAUCAGCUCGUCUGCAUCGUCGGAGCUGUUGCAUCCGGCAAGUCCUCUGUAUUGAAAGCCCUUUUGGGUGAUCUGCAACUCGUACAAGCACGAUCCUUUCAUCUUGGUCUCGACAAGUCUUCUUCUCAGAUCGCCUUUGCACCACAAAGCGCUUGGCUUCUAAGCGAGACUGUGCGAGAAAACAUUGUCUUUGGUAGACCUUUUGACCACGCAUGGUACAACGAAGUCCUCACAAGGUGCUGCCUUCAACCAGACAUGAAGGUCUUGCCUGAUGGCGACAUGACAGUUGUUGGUGAAAACGGCGUUUCACUUUCUGGUGGCCAGAAACAACGCAUCAGUCUCGCUAGAGCCAUUUAUGGUAGAAGUUCGCUUCUUUUCCUCGAUGAUUGCUUUUCUGCUUUGGACGCUCACGUUGGUGCUCGUGUCUUCGACAUGGUUGUCAAUCAAGCGCGUCGUAACAACGAAGGUACCAUUGUUUUGGUCACGCAUUCCAUCCGUUUCGCGAGACAGGCAGAUCAUAUCGUUUACAUGGAGAAGGGUCGAAUUUCGGAACAAGGCUCGUAUGAGCAGCUGCAGAAUCUGAAUGGCGCUUUUACUCAGUUUGCUGGAUCUCAGCCUUUGAUUGCAGAGUCAGACUCGGGUUCCGAGACGGCUAGCAGCCAUGAUGAUGAACAAGCUGUCGAUGAGAAGGUCACUGAAAAAGAAGACCCCGGUUCAAAUGCCAAGGACAAACCAUCUACGACGCGAGGCAAAGAAGUGAUGCAAACAGAAGAACGCGUCGUAGGAUCCGUCAGCGGCAGGACCUACAUCCGGUACGCUCAGUUCGGUAACGCGUUCCUAACUGUUCCUCUUCUACUCAUAUCUAUUGCCAUCUACCAAGGCACCAGCAUCGUUUCACCUCUUUGGCUAAGUUGGUGGCAAAAGAAUCAGUACACAUCCAUCUCAGAAGAUGCAUACAUGGGCGGCUACGCAGCCUUUGGAGCAGGCCAAUCUCUCGGUCUCUUCUGUAUGAGCGCCACGUUUGCACUGUUCUGCUUCUGGUGCUCCAACAAGCUUCAUCAUGCGUCCAUGUCCAAAGUCUUGCUUGCACCGGUCGCUUUCUUUGAUACCACACCUCAGGGUAGAAUCACGCAUCGCUUCAGCAAGGAUGUUGAUGCUGUUGACAACGUUGUCGGCGAGACUUUGCGACUCUUCAUUUCUACCUUCGUGCAGGUUCUUGGAACGAUCAUCGUUGUGAGCAUUAUCGUGCCUGCGUUUUUGGCGAUUGCGUUUGCUUUGUUGUUGGUUUACACGUGGACGGGAAUGUACUACCGACCUUCUUCGCGAGAACUUCGUCGGCUUAACAAUUUGCUUCGAAGUCGCAUCUAUGAGCAUUUCGGCGAGUCGCUCUCGGGUUUACCGACCUUGAAAGCUUUUGGCGCGGUGCCUCGCUUUGUUGACGACAAUGCCCGUAAGAUCGACACGGAAAACACGGCUUACUGGCUCUCUAUCGCGUGUCAGCGAUGGCUCAACCUGCGUCUCGAUCUGUGUGGUGCAACUCUCGUGUUAGCUGCUGGUUUGUUGGUUGUCGGACUGCGAGGAACUAUUGAUCCCUCCUCUGGUGGUGUAGUCUUGUCAUACAUCGUCACCGCGCAAGCGGUCUUUGGAAACAUGAUUCGUCAAAGUGCAGAGAUCGAGAACAACAUGAACUCGGUGGAAAGGAUGCUUCAUUAUGCUUACAACAUUGAACAAGAACCUGAACAUCGGGUUGAGCGAGUGGACAAGGAGCUGGAGACGAGUCAGUGGCCGAGUGCUGGACAUGUUCAGUUUCAGUCUUUUACUCUUAGCCAUCGCCCUGGCUUGGAUCCUGCACUGAAGGAUAUUAAUCUGGAUAUCAGGCCUGGUGAAAAGGUUGGCGUUGUCGGACGUACAGGAGCUGGCAAGACAACGUUAAUUUCGGCUCUGCUGCGAAUCACCGAACCUACAAACGGCCGAAUCCUCAUCGAUGGCGUCGACAUCCACACAGUUGGCCUUCACAUCCUUCGAUCGAACCUAUCAGUUAUCAGCCAAGACGCAGUCUUGUUAGCCGGCACUAUCCGCUACAACCUCGAUCCCUUCCAACAAUAUGACGACGAGUGGCUUCGACAAUGUUUAGAUCGCGUCGGUCUAAGCCAAAUACCAUCAAACACAGAUGCCGAAAAGCAAGACUCUGACUCGAGCGGCGACGUACCAAGCCUCAACCUCGACUCUGAAGUCAAAGAAAACGGGUCCAACAUCUCACAAGGACAACGAUCGUUAAUCUCUAUCGCACGCGCUCUUGUGCGCAAGUCGAAGAUUGUCAUUCUCGACGAGGCCACCGCGUCUAUCGAUGGCAGAUCAGAUGCAAAGCUCCAGGCCAUGCUUAACGAGGUCGUGGGCGAUGCGACUGUUCUUACUGUGGCCCAUCGACUGGAUACUAUUGUUUCUACGUGCGACAAGGUUGUUGUCAUGGACAGUGGACGAGUAGUCGAGUUUGCUACUGUUUCUGAGCUUUAUGCACAGCCUGGUAGUAUUUUUAGAUCUCUUUGUGAUGCUGCAAAGAUUUCUCUUUGA